This is a messenger RNA of Suillus plorans, 1705 nucleotides long. RefSeq lists its product as uncharacterized. The record is from RefSeq and is a predicted model, not a curated record. The coding region runs from base 96 to 1541 and encodes 481 amino acids. The transcript has 3 exons. Lineage: Eukaryota; Fungi; Basidiomycota; Agaricomycetes; Boletales; Suillaceae.
AGACUCGACGUCUGCCACUGGUACUGCCCAGACCUCCUGCGAGACCUCGAACGAACGUAAGCCGUCCAGCUUGUAUCUCCGCUGCUUCUUUCGACAUGUGCAAUGCAGUACGAAAUAUAUCCGAUCGAAUCAGAAGCAACGAGCGUGGCUCCGAUCAUUUAGGCUCAAGUGGGCCAUCCACCAGCAAACGAUCCUGGCAGAACGAAGAUCCUGUCAUCCAGAAUGGUUUGUAUGUUGAGGAGAUGUUCGCGGCUCACACGGCGCGCCAGCACGUCAUCUCGUUUAUAGUCAACAACGACAUCAUUUAUCUCUGUUGGUUCGAUCGUCAGGAUACGAUUCCAUGCGCUGGAAUCAACUUCGUUCAAGACCUUCCGCGCUUUGUGGUCUUGCUCUUCAUCAUGCAGCGCAUGGGGUACAAGCAGUGGGGCCUCCACCCGUUGUUCGAACCUGAACCUGGAUAUGAAGGCGAGAUUAUUGUCGAGUACGAGGACGACACGAACAAGGACGACCGGGAUAAGAGGAAGCGCAUCGACCUUACACUGGAUUUCAGGUCUGAGAAGCCCAUGACUCAUUUCAGGGGGCGUGCAACCACUGUCGUUCCCGUGAGGAGUAAGGCGCUGUCGGCUCUGCCGCGGCGUUCACAUUUUAUCAACGAAUCCACUAAAUUGGUUGCCAAGCUCUUUUGGCCAGAAGAGGCAGACCAGAGCGAGCCCGAGAUCCUCGAAGAGGUCUACAAGAUUGCGAAGGAUGAUCUCGAUGUGCUGGGCCAUGUUCCAGAGAUGGUCUGGUUCCACAAGUUUGAAGACACAUCCACUGCGAUAAUCAGAAAGGCACUAGGAAUCGACGAUGCGGGCAGCCGGGUCCUAUACAUCAUCGUGUUCAGAAAGCUUCACCCAAUCACAACACUGAGCGGUGAUGAGUUCCUCCUCGCAUGGUGGGAAGUCGUCAAGUGCCAUCGCGCGCUCUGGAAGAGGGGAGUGCAUCACCGCGACGUCAGUCCCGACAAUCUCAUGGGAUACCGCUUACGCGGUCGAUUUAUGGGCGUCCUGAAUGAUUUCGACUUAUCGUCGAUCAAAGAGUCUUUGUCCUCGAUUCAAGGCUCUCCCAAAGGCUUCGAGCGCACAGGAACGGUACCAUUCAUGGCGUUAAACCUUCUCAUGCCAGGAGCCGGACGAGUCGAGCACGUGUACCGUCAUGAUGCUGAAUCGUUCAUCUGGGUCCUCACGUGGAUCUGCCUUCGGUAUAAAAAGGGCAAGCUUCUCAGGAAGCGCAGACCAUUGGAUGAAUGGCUGACAACGGAUGCCAUGGGAUGCUUCUACAAAAAAGCGGUUUUUUUGGGAAUGCUGUCUACGAUGCGUCCAACGCGAUCGCACAAAGAAAAUUUCAAAGUUGCCUUUGAUUGCUUGGAGGCGAUCAUGAAAUUUCAAAUCCCAUCCACGCCCAUUCCAGCGGACGAUGAAGUGGUAUUUCAGGAAUGGCUGCAGAACCAUGUUCCACAGCAUGUGCGUGAACUUACAAGCAAUCUCUUGUCUUGCCAGUAGGUUGCGGUCUAGUUGUAGUUGAGGCAGGAUGCCUCUGGAAUGUCCUGUUAUAUACUCAAGCUAUCUUGUAGAUUGAAUGUAGAACGAACAUCGUGCUCCGUGCUAUCCUUACUGUCCAUCUUUCGAACGUUCAGGCUUUGGGCUCAAUAUUCAAUCUUCAAUGC